Messenger RNA from Striga hermonthica, 1083 nucleotides. The record is from the annotation of a GenBank genome assembly. NCBI's taxonomy places the organism in Eukaryota, Viridiplantae, Streptophyta, Magnoliopsida, Lamiales, Orobanchaceae.
AUGGCGGCCAAAGAUAUUAUAAAUGAGUUUCAAGAACUCACCAGGCAAGCCCUUCCCAAGAUGUACUAUGACUUCUAUGCAGGGGGAGCUGAAGACCAGCACACGCUCAGAGAAAACGUGAAAGCAUUUCAUAAUAUCAUUAUCCGUCCUAGAAUUUUGACGGGUAUAAGAAGAAUCGAUAUGUCCACAACAGUUAUGGGAUAUAAGACCUCGGCACCAAUCAUUGUUGCCCCAACAGCCAUGCACAAAUUGGCUCAUCCUGAAGGGGAAGUCGCAACAGCCAGAGCCUCGGCCUCCUCAAAUGUCAUAAUGGUGUUAUCCUAUAAUUCAACUUGCACAAUCGAAGAAGUUGCUUCAAGCUGCAAUGCAGUUCGGUUCUUCCAGUUAUACGUGUACAGAAGGCGUGAUAUAUCAGCUCUAAUGGUGCAAAGGGCUGAAAGGAAUGGAUUUAAGGCUAUAAUGCUUACUGUUGAUACUCCAAGGCUUGGACGAAGAGAGGCUGACAUUAAAAACAAGAUGAUUGCUCCUCAGCUGAAGAAUUUUGAAGGGCUCAUUUCAACUGAAGUCGUCACUGAUAAGGGCUCUGGCAUUGAAGCCUUAGCAUCUAAGAUGUUGGAUGAUUCAUUAUGUUGGAAGGUCAUAGGAUGGUUGAAAUCCAUUACAAAUUUGCCGAUAUUGGUUAAGGGGAUUCUUACACAAGAAGAUGCGAUAAAAGCCUUGAAAGCAGGUGUUGAUGGUAUUGUUGUUUCGAAUCAUGGAGCUCGUCAGCUAGACUAUACUCCGGCCACAAUAACUGUUCUAGAAGAGGUGGUGCUUGCAGUGAAAGGAAAGAUUCCGGUUAUUUGCGAUGGAGGGGUGAGAUGCGGUUCAGAUAUAUUCAAGGCAUUGGCUCUUGGUGCACAAGCUGUUAUGAUUGGACGGCCAGUCAUCUACGGCUUGUCGGCAAAGGGACAAAACGGGAUCAGACAAGUGAUUGAGGUGUUGAAAGAUGAGCUUGAGCAAACAAUGGCAAUGGCCGGAUGUUGCAAGGUGAAGGACAUAUCUAGAAGCCAUGUGCAGACCAAACCCUAUUGCAAAAUUUAG